This is a messenger RNA of Frankliniella occidentalis (western flower thrips), 1937 nucleotides long. Its product is annotated as fructose-1,6-bisphosphatase isozyme 2-like. Gene Ontology annotation, molecular function: fructose 1,6-bisphosphate 1-phosphatase activity. Gene Ontology annotation, biological process: sucrose biosynthetic process; fructose 6-phosphate metabolic process; fructose metabolic process. Gene Ontology annotation, cellular component: cytoplasm; cytosol. The coding region runs from base 408 to 1874 and encodes 488 amino acids. Lineage: Eukaryota; Metazoa; Arthropoda; Insecta; Thysanoptera; Thripidae. The record is from RefSeq and is a predicted model, not a curated record. The transcript has 8 exons.
CCUGUGAACUUAGUAUUCCUGAAAGAGUUUUUCAAUUUAAAAAAUUUGUGACUUUAUCUGUCGCUGCACAGACUCUAACAUUGUGUCUAAAAUAAAAGGUCAAAUGCUUUUGUUGAUUUGUUUCAACAAGACCAAUGAGGACAAGAAGACAUCUGGGGAUCUAGUAAAAAAAGUUAUGCAACACAGUAAAAUCUCCAUAGCAACUGGUCUGUAGCAAUGGGUUGCUAGUAGCCCAGUAGCCCUUUCAAACUCUUCAGGCUCCUAAAUUCCGCGUAUGGACCGUGGAGCAACCCUCCGGCUCCUACUCCACCCUAUAGGCACCAGCAAGCACCCACCCAAAUCCCGAUGCAUCGACUUACAACUCUUUCGGCUGCCACAUCCCACUCCUCCGUGCAUACACUCGCAGCAUGUCGGACACCCAGCGCGGGAAACCUCUAUUAGGAUUCAUCAUGGCCGAACUACGCGACUUGAACAACAACAAUAACAACAGCAGCAGCAGUGGCUUCGUCAGUAGCCCCAGCCCCUCUCUGGACCUGGCGGAGCUGCUCGCCGCGGUGCAGGCCGCUAUCAAGGCCGUGGCUGCCACCCUACGGUCAUCGGGGCUUGUCAAGUGGCGCAGUUCUCGAGAGAUCGCGGCCGAGAUCUUCAUCAACUACAUCGCGUCGUCACAUUCCGUGGCGCUGCUCGUGUGCGACGAGAAGGUGAUCCCCGUGGAGACGAGCGGCGACCGACGGGGGAAGUACGCGGUCUGUAUAAGUCCGCUUGACUCGAAGCAGGACACGCCCGAUCCACCGAGUGUCGCGGGGACCGUCUUCUCGGUGCAUAGGUACCUGGAGCAACACGGCCGUAGCUCGGGGGCAGGCGGGCGACCCAGCCUGCGGUCUGUGCUGCAGCCGGGAAAGAACCUGGUAGCCGCUGGAUACGCGCUGUACGCCUCCAGCACGCUUCUUGUCUUGACCACGGGGCCCGGCGUCCACCUGUUCGUCCUCGACCCCGUGCUGGGGGAGUUCAUCCUCACGGCGCCCAACCUGACCAUCCCCGGGCGCGGGCGCAUCUACAGUGUGGACGAGGGCCUCACCUACGAGUGGGGGGAUCCGGUCGUCGAGUACGUCGAGAGUAAGAAGGACCCAAAGCUGGGCGUCACAUACGGCUCGCAUCACAUGGGCUGCUCCGUCGCGGACGUCCACACCGUGCUGAGGAACGGCGGCAUCUACCUGUCACCGCAGGCACGCUCGCACCCUAACGGCAAGCUGCGCCUGGUGCUGGAGGCCGCGCCGCUGGCCCACCUGGUGUGCCGGGCCGGCGGGCUGGCCACCGACGGCCACGUCUCCCUCACAGACUGUCAGCCCGAGGGCCUCGCGCACCGCACCGCCGCCUUCAUGGGCUCCCGGGAGGACGUCCGCGACGUGCUGUCCAUGUUCCGGAGGAGCAGCGCGCUGUACUCGGCCCGGCCCAGCGGACUGCGCGCCGGAGGCCCCGGCGGCUACGACACCCUCACGCCCUCGCCCUCCAGCGCCACCACUAGCACCAGCCAGCAGGCGCAGAGUUCGAAGGAUCAGCGUUCGUCCUCCAAGCAGGACAGGGCUGCCGUGGCUGGGGCUGGGCUGACGGCCUCCAUGGCGGCGCUGUCUGCCACGAUCGUCGCCCUGGGCAGGCCGCCUUCCUCCAGGCCAACGUCUGCCGUGUACCCGUCCAGCACCGGCUCGGUCCUGGGGCUCGUGCCGUCAGUGCCGCGGCCGGCGUCGGCAGUCUCCGCACCGGCAUCGUCCACCUCCGGCGCCGUCCACCACGGCCUGCAGAAGGCCGCGUCGCCCAGCAGCCUGCCGUACUCCCUCCCGCACACCAUAUCGGGCUCAGCCAAGAAAGUCCCUUAGCCCCGCGCGCCGGCCGCACCAAAGCCACAUCAUGCCCUCCGAAAAUAAACUCGCACAACUGUA